AUGAAGUUUGUUUUACUGAUUCUCUGCCUUUGGUGCGUUCUUAGUGCUGGUAGCUUUAUUCGAGCUCCAUACCAGUACCCACCAAGGUAUCCACGCUUCGCUGGCUGUCAAACUGACAGCUGCCAUGAAGGUAACUACACUGGUUUCGGAUGUCAGAGUGGGCGCUGUACUUACAUCUGCAGUGACGGUCUGUGCAAUGGCUACUCGGGUACACAAGAAUACCUCUUCCCACAAAUGCAGACAGAUCUUACACGACCGUGGGCUCCAGGUGCUAGAAAUCUCUACGGAUGCAGUGGUGGUAAUUGCGGCUUCUGGGGCGGUUGCAGCAAUGGCUACUGCGCCGGCCGAUACGAUUUCCGAGGAUGUGAUAAAUCGCAAUGCCAAUACGGUCCAUUUCGAGGCUACGGCUGUGACACAAAUCGAUGCCAAGUCAUAUGUUAUGACAAAAGAUGUCACCUUGAAAACGUGUACGGAUAUGAAGUAUCGGAGGUCAGGAUCGAAACCGCAUAUCCAAGGAGCAUCAGCGAACUAAAGAGCAUUGAUCUGUCUAACUUCUUUGAGGCUGAAAGUGAUCUAACGAAUAUAAAGAGCAAAUUUUGGCAAUUCUAUAAGAAAAAACCGGAAUCAUGGGCGAAAGAUUUGAGAGAUCCCGAUUUGUGGGAGUAUCUUUACCAUAGAGCCGGUAAAUUGCAGUUGAAGGGACCUCAAGUCCAAAUGCCAGGUGACGCCUGUGACGCACCUCAAUGUGGAUAUUGCAGUUAA
Molecule: messenger RNA, 762 nt
Organism: Rodentolepis nana
Lineage: Eukaryota; Metazoa; Platyhelminthes; Cestoda; Cyclophyllidea; Hymenolepididae
Source: the annotation of a GenBank genome assembly